This is a messenger RNA of Salvia miltiorrhiza (redroot sage), 2102 nucleotides long. RefSeq lists its product as uncharacterized. Lineage: Eukaryota; Viridiplantae; Streptophyta; Magnoliopsida; Lamiales; Lamiaceae. The transcript has 12 exons. The record is from RefSeq and is a predicted model, not a curated record. Bases 98 to 1882 code for a protein of 594 amino acids.
AAUUUUAGCAAAAUUCAUUUUCUUCUCCUUUUAAACCUGCAAAAAGCUGUCUUGAGAAAUAAGACAUCACCAAUUACCAGAAUUCAGAAUUCAGAUUAUGGAGAACCAGCAGGAUUUGCAAAGCUUCUCAGUUGUUUGGAGGGGACGAAAGCUUGUUGUUGAAAUGAAUCUAGGUGCCACUCUCAAGGAGUUAGGCGAUAAGUUGCAACGACUCACGCAUGUUGAGGCUGAUACUUUAAGGCUUCUCGUUCCUGUGGAGAAAAAUUCAAAGCUGCUGUAUCCUUUUUCUGAUGAGCAUUCUCACUUGAGCUUGGAGUCGGCAUCAAUUCUUAAGGGAAAAUCGAUUAGAAUGAUGGGAGUACCCAAAGAUGAGGUUGAUGAAGUCCUACAAAAUGCGAAGGCAGACCUGAGGAUAGCUGGGUUUGAUGAAGAAGAAAAGAGAUUGAAGCAGAGAAUUUACGGGAGAUCGUAUAACUCAACGAAACUUCCUCAAGGAAAUUAUAUCUUUUGUGAUUUUCGGACACUUAGCCUUCCUGGAGUAGUAUUGAACCCCCCUGCAUCGAAGGCACUAGAAUUGCUGCAUAAGCUUGCUUCAGAUCCGGGAAUUGUUGCAAUUAUGAAUAAGCAUCGUUGGAGGGUGGGAAUUUUGACUGAGAUGGCACCUGUUGGUUAUGUUGGAAUAAGUCCUGAGUGCAUCCUUGGUUUCAACAAGAAUCACGGAGAAGAGAUAUCACUUAGACUUCGAACUGAUGAUCUCAAGGGUUUCAGGAAAUAUGAAAAAAUUAAGAAGACUCUUUUGCAUGAGCUAGCACAUAUGGUGUUUUCCGAGCAUGAUUCGAAUUUCUUAGCUCUGGAUUCACAGCUUAACAAAGAAGCUGCUACUCUGGAUUGGACUAAAUCAAGGGGUCAUACUCUGAGUGGAGGUACCCUUUCGGAACAGUAUGACGAGGAGUUUGACACAAGCAGUAAUGUAAUUUCAUCGCACAAGCUUGGAGGGAGAGUUUCUGUUCUUCCUACUGCUCGUGCUGCUUCAGCGAAUGCAGCUUUUGCUCGUUUGGCCGACACAUCCACUCUACUUUCAGAAUCAUCUGGGGUACCUGAUCUUAAUAUCCACGAGAUUCAGAAUGAGUCUAAACCGGUUCCAGAUGACUCUGACGGAGAUGAAUGCAUGCAACUUGACCCUCCCCGGCAUGAACAAUCCAAUCCCACUGAUUCGGGGACUACUAGUCCCCGACCCAACCUUAAUGGAGAUUUUGGGAGAAGGCUCGCCAUACUAGAAUCUGAACUUGACAAUGCUGAAGCAGACCAAAAUCAUCCAAGAGAGCAAAACGCUGAGCCGCCUGAUCAAAGGGACUCGACUCCACUCCCAAGUAUAGAGUUACCAAGUCAUGUGAGUGGAACUCCUGGUGAGGCACAUCCAAGUGAUUCUCAUGUAGACGAGAUGCAAACAGAGCCUGAUUCUGGUGGGAUGCCACCAAGGAGCCACAGCACCGAACCUGAUCCAGAUGAUCCUGAGUUGCGGAUAAUUCAAGACCCUGUUACCGUGUUUUGUGGUCGUCUGCAAAGGGCUGUUCAGUCAUUGAGAAAUGAAACUACGCCCUCGGAGACUGACAGGGUCCUACAAACUUUAAUCAAGAUAGUCGGUAAUGUAAUGGAACACCCGAACGAUGUGAAGUUCAGAAAACUCAGAAAGGCUAAUCCAUUAAUCCAAAGAAAUAUUGUUACUUACAAAGCUGCUGUGGAAAUACUCAAACUAAUCGGCUUUCAUGAAGAAGUCAUCGUUGUCGAAUCAGGAAACACUGAACCUUAUUUCAUGCUAAAACGAAACGAUCCAGGCUUGUUGUGGCUUGCCAAAUCAUCCCUCAGCUCGUGCAUUUCAUAGAGACUCGAAGCUGCAACGGGGCUCAUUGGUCAUAUACAAACACAGAGAAUGGUUUGGUGUUGCAGGAUUUUUUCUUCUUUUAUGUAAUAUAUACAUUCUUACAACUGUAAUAACAUCACCAUUGUUAUAUUCAAGUGGUUUGUAAGAGUCACUUAGUUUAUAAUAUGAUGAUUUUAUAACUGAAUUCGAAAUAAAAAUGUGCACAUUCAUACUCGAUAAA